AAGAAGCAGAAAACAAGACGGUUAGUAUUAAGCUCUUUUAAAAUAUCGCAGGUUUUUCUAUAACUUUGUAAAUAUGUCAGAUUAUGUAAAUACAAUAUGUUUUCAUGCAACAGUCUUCAGUGAAUGAAACAGACGUUCAUGAUGUGUAGGUCUAGUAAGCUGUUACUGAAUAAACACUUUCUACGUAGGCUAAAGCAACAUGUCCAGUUUUAAUGUUGACUAUGUUCUGUUCUUCUUGCCACCUGGCAGAGACCACAUACGUCACUAUGUAAAGAGCACAUUAUAAAAAAUAGCACAUUGCUAUGGCACGGAGAACCUGUGGGUGCAACCUUACAGGGAGGAUUUUCUGAGACAUCCUUCUGCAUUACUGGUAUAAUGUCAGCUGAGAUUUCAAUGGACAACAACUGCCAGAAGAAAUGGUUGUUAGUUCCAGCCUCGGGUACUAAUCUGGAGGGCAGACAGUUGGAGGAGGAGAGGAGGGCAGAACCGCACCCAUCUGCUGGGGUUCCUGAUCCACAGAGAUCUGGAGGAACCCACGCCACAGAGAACCAAAGUAUCCACCACGACCCAAGGGAUCUUGGCUCCAGCCCUCUCUCCCUAGCCCAACUAGUUGUACCAGGCUCUUCAGCCCAGCCAGCCAGUCCUACUGGCCCUAGUCCGCAUGGUUCAGCCCAGCCACCCAGGCCUACUGACCCUGGUCCGCACGGUUCAGCCCAGCUGCCCAGUCCCGUCAUCCAGGCCCUGUUGGAGUCUUCUGUCUCAGAUAGAGACUCAUCUCAACAGGCUUUACAUCAGGCCCUGCUCGUCAGAGCUUUGCAACAGGGCCCCAGCCCCCAGGACCAGCUGGCUCUGCAGUUCCACAGACUCCUCCAGGAGCAGUCCAGACUGCUCUCUCUCCUGGGACCAGGUCUGCCUUUCCCCCCUUCUCUCUCUACCCAAUGGUUUGGCUCAGCUGCACCGGCACUGACAACUUCUGGAGUGGACUGUACCAUAGAACUUGGGAAUUAUUCAGGGAGGGGAACGUCUGUUGCUGUCAUCCCUUCCAGUGGGGAAGAUCUAGCUUCUCUAGGUUUGUCCCUUGGUGCUCCAGCUGGCCUCCCCCCUGCCAAUCUCCAGGGAACCAGGAACCCGUCCUCCCACACGUUCCCCUCCUCGGUUGAGACUCUGGGACCAGAGGUGUAUCCUGUCCCAACACGCCCAACCCAAGGUAAGAAAGCUACACCUCAAUAA
This is a messenger RNA of Osmerus eperlanus (European smelt), 1230 nucleotides long. RefSeq lists its product as uncharacterized. The record is from RefSeq and is a predicted model, not a curated record. The transcript is spliced from 3 exons. NCBI's taxonomy places the organism in Eukaryota, Metazoa, Chordata, Actinopteri, Osmeriformes, Osmeridae. Bases 376 to 1230 code for a protein of 284 amino acids.